AUGGCUGUAACAGAGAUGAAGAAGACACUGAGGCAGAUGUGGGGAGGGGUGGGACGUCACACCGGCCCAAACCACACUAGUGGCUGUGCCGUGACUAAAAGGACUUCCUGCUAUCGUACGCCGCUGCAGCCUCGAGGUAAACCCCCUCAGACCACCCAAAGGGCGGUGCCGCCAUUACAGCCGCCCCCGCGCCCCCUCCCUCAGCACGGCCGGGGCACAUGCGCGGCGCGCGCGGCGCCUGCGCGCUGGGGCCGCGGCGAGGGCUCGGCGAGGAUUCGGGGCGCCGCGCGGUCGGGCAGGGGCGCUCCGCGGGGCUGCUCCGCCGCCGCUCACGCCCCCGCUUUCGCCUACUCCUCCUCCUCCUCCUCCUCGCCGCCGCCGCAGCAGCAGCUGGCGCUGCUUCUGAUGCAGCCGUGCGGCGGCGGGGAGGCGGCGGCUGGGACGGCAGGGGUGGCGCUGCAGCCGGUGUCGAGCGCCGACGGGCCGCUGCCGCCCUCCUCUAGCGGCGGCUUCAUGGUGCUGUACGGGCUGGGGGGCCCCGGCGGGGCCGAGGCAAGGGAGGAGGAGGCCGAGGCCGAGGCGGCGGGCGGCGAGAGCACGGCCAGCUUGGAGGAGCUGGAGGAGGAGGAGGCGGAGGCAGAGGCGGGGGCGGCGGCGGCUUCGAGCGGCGAGGCGGCGGCGGGCGGCGAGUGCAAGAGCUGCACGUACCAGGGCUGCAGCGAGACCACCACGCAGGUGGUGAAGCAGCGCAAGCCCUGGAUGUGCAAGCGGCACCGCAACAAGAUCUACAAGGACAAGUACAAGCGCAAGAAAAGCGACCAGGCCCUGGGGGGCGGCGGGACGGCGGCGACAGCCGGGGGAGGCUCCCGGGCCGAGGAUAGUGUUGAAGGUUCAGUUCCUGUUACAAAGCAGAGAACAGGAUCCAUUGGAGAUCGCCCAGCAAGACCUACUCUUUUAGAACAAGUACUGAAUAAAAAAAGGCUGUCCCUACUCAGAAGCCCAGAAGUAGUGCAGUUUCUACAGAAACAACAGCAACUGUUAAGUCAACAAGCUUUGGAACAAAGGCAACAACAGUUUCAAGGAGCCCCUGGGUAAUGAGAAUAGAUCAAUGACCUUCAGAUCAGUCUGGUGCUGAAGGAGGGAUAGGAUCUGUAUUUUGUAUAAAUACAAAGAAUCUCAAUGUUUAAAGGAAAAUGAAAGUUGCUUUUGUUAUGUA
Messenger RNA from Pseudopipra pipra, 1216 nucleotides. It is a transcript of the gene RFXAP, whose product is annotated as regulatory factor X associated protein. The transcript has 4 exons. The coding region runs from base 1 to 1095 and encodes 364 amino acids. The record is from RefSeq and is a predicted model, not a curated record. Gene Ontology annotation, biological process: regulation of transcription by RNA polymerase II. Gene Ontology annotation, cellular component: nucleus. NCBI's taxonomy places the organism in Eukaryota, Metazoa, Chordata, Aves, Passeriformes, Pipridae.